AACCCUUUCAAGUGUCAGAUCUGUCUCUUCUUAAAGGAGCGCUGAUCUUCAUCACAUAGAAGUGCCUUCGAAAGGAAGACAAGAAGCAUACAAAGAAAUGUGUGGCUUUAUUUAUCUCUGUGAUCCCUUUAAUCAGACCAUAUAUGGGCUCUUAUUUUCUUCUUCUCUCUUAGGUAUAAAGCUUGGUGUCUUGGAGGUAAAAGAACCACAUAAAUAACACAGGUGCAGCAUCAAAUACUGUAGCUGCCUGCUUCCAGUUCUGGCCAUGAAAGGAGGAGGAGCCACCUCCUAUAACAGCAGUCAUUCAGUGCCUUGCACAGGGGAUUAAUUAGCCCAAUUUAUUGUCUCACGCACGUCGAGAAGCUGGAAGCAAAGAAAGAAGUAAUUUUUUCCUUGCUCUGUUGUUUCACAGUUGAUGCCUCAGGGUUGCAGUGUGUGACUGACAUGCACGAACAUUUACAUCUCUCUCUGCCCAUUUCUUCCCAUUGUGUCAACAAUGGAUGUGGUAGGAAAUCAAACCACUCACAGAGAUGCGCUGCCUCCUCGUUUUUCCUGGCUGAGAUUCAGAGGACAAGUUGCUGCUAACCAAUAUCAUCUGGUAUUACAGAAGGGAAACCUGUUAACUUAGCUCUCAUUUACCCACAGUCUUCCAUUAAUCAUAAUCUUAAUUCUAUUGAGGCAAGCCCUGCUUAGACAUAGCUGAGGCAGAGGGAACAAACCUUGUUCCUAAACAAGAUGGCUGUCUCUCUUGAGGAGAAGGCUAUGUCAGGUAGUCCCAUUUUUCCCGCAUCAAACCUAUGGCCUGAACUCCUGGCGGCAUUCCUUCUACAGAUGGGAUCCUGGGAGUGCUUUGGUAGGAAACAGCUCUUAGGCCAUUAGGAGAGCUUCGUGUGAUGGGGCAGCAUCAGGGUAAUUACCAGGCCAGCUGUUCCCUUCUCCCACCGUUCGGCGGGUGCUGCCUGAGCCUGCUGCCGUUCCUCUCGGAUCCGUUCACUGAUCACAGUGCUGCAGCUUUUCCAGGGGGCAGUGGGCACAGUGCCACAGUAUGCUGUGAUGCUCACUGAUAAUCCCAGCAUUGGCCAGGAUUUCCUACAGUAUCACUUUUUAAUAUAGUUAUGAUUCAUGUUAACAUUUGUUUAGAAAGCAGGGCUUGCAGGUCAGCAGGCCUUCGCUUGGCCUUUUUUUGAGGCUAGAUGCAAGCUGCCAUUGAUGGGAAAAUUAUUUGAGUGCAGCCUGUGGGAUUUCGUCAGUUCUGCACUCUCCCAAAGGAGUUUUAGGAUUGCCCAUUCCCUGCCAUGGGGAUUAUUUCCAGACCCAUAACUCUGAAGCAAAGGCAGAGCUACUCAGCACAAGCACAGGUAGGAGGCACCGAAGCCAAGCAUGGUUUAGGUUUUUGCACAGAGCAUGGUAACUCUCCAAAGAGCUGUUCUGGAAUCACCAGCUAUAGACUUACAGACGCUUUGGGCAGUGACAGAGCAAACCCCUUUGCUUACCUCAGGCCAGGAAAUGUUCCACAGCUCUCGGGAGGUCUGAAUCACACUGCGCCCUUUCUUGCAUUGUCCCGUUGGCUUUGUCCUCCCGCAGUCCCACCACAGGCCUUAGAGGUAUGUAACACCACUGAUGUGAGUUAUGAUCCUCAGCUUCUGAGAACAGUUCUGUGUUUAAGGAAGUUGCUCUAGCAGGGAUAUACAGCCCCAGAGGGCAAAACAAAGAGGAGAAGACACAACGAAUAGCAAAGGGAUGUGAAGUUAUCUUCCAAGAUGACUCUUCUACCUGGAGAAAAUUCUGAUUAUGACUAUAGUGCCCUCAGCUGUGCUUCAGAUGCUUCCUUCAACCACGCAUUCUUCCCCGAAACAGAAAGCCUCAAGGGCGUCUUCUACCAAAGAGCCAAGCUGAUUCACCCUGAAGAGGAUCUCCUGAAAGGCUUUCACCCUGACGACCGGAAGCAUCAUAUCAUCAUAAAUGUGGGGGGCAUUAAGUAUUUGCUCCCGUGGACCACACUUGAUGAAUUCCCAUUGACACGCUUGGGACAACUAAAAUUCUGCAACAAUUUUGAUGACAUUCUAAACAUCUGUGAUGAUUACGAUGUGACGUGCAAUGAGUUCUUUUUUGACCGCAACCCAGGAGCGUUCAGGACAAUCCUGACCUUUUUGAGGGUUGGAAAGCUUCGGCUCCUGCGUGAGAUGUGUGCGCUGUCUUUUCAAGAAGAGCUGCUCUACUGGGGAAUUGAGGAAGACAACUUGGAUUGGUGCUGUAAGAGGAGAUAUCUGCAAAAAAUGGAGGAGUUUACAGAAAUAAAUGAACGGGAGGAUGACCUUAUAGAAAAUGAAACAACAGGUGAAACAGUAGAGGAAACAAAAGUUGGCUUGUGCAUGAAAAAGUUGCAGGACAUGGUAGAACGACCCCAGUCUGGCCUCCCUGGGAAGGUGUUUGCUUGUUUGUCUGUUUUAUUUGUAACUAUUACAGCAGUGAAUUUGUCCAUCAGCACCAUGCCUGACCUGAGGGAGGAGGAGGAUAAGGGUGAGUGUUCCCAGAUGUGCUACAAUAUUUUCAUUGUGGAGUCUGUCUGUGUGGCAUGGUUUUCACUGGAGUUCCUGCUGAGAUUCAUCCAGGCAAAGAGCAAGUUUGCAUUUUUGAGGAGGCCGUUAACUCUGAUCGACAUAAUAGCUAUUUUGCCGUAUUACAUCACCUUGCUGGUAGACACCACUUCGGUGGGCUACAAGAAGCCCAGCUCUGGGAGCAUCUACCUGGACAAAGUCGGUCUGGUCCUCCGGAUACUCCGUGCCUUGAGGAUUCUGUACGUCAUGCGGCUGGCCAGGCACUCCCUGGGGCUGCAGACGCUGGGCCUGACCGCCCGCAGGUGCACCCGGGAGUUCGGGCUCCUGCUGCUCUUCCUCUGCGUGGCCAUCGCACUGUUUGCACCGCUCCUGUACGUCAUUGAGAAUGAGAUGGCGGACUCACAGGAGUUCACCAGCAUCCCCGCGUGCUACUGGUGGGCUGUCAUCACCAUGACCACGGUAGGCUACGGAGAUAUGGUUCCCAGGAGCAUUCCCGGCCAAGUGGUGGCGCUGAGCAGCAUCCUGAGCGGCAUCCUCCUCAUGGCUUUCCCAGUCACUUCCAUCUUCCACACGUUCUCGCGCUCCUACAUUGAGCUGAAGCAGGAACAGGAAAGAAUCAUGUACAGGAGGGCACAGUUCUUAUUAAAAACGAAGUCUCAGAUAAGCAAUGCAUCACAGGGGAGUGAUAUUUUGUUUCCGAGUAUCUCUACUGACAACAGGGCAAUGAGUGACAUUUAAGUUGCUGUUUUUCCUCAUGUUGAAUAACAUUUUGUUAUAUCAGAUUCCAUCUUUUACUUUGCUUUGGAAGCAUUUUACAGAGGUUACCCUCAUUUUGAAAGGAGGAAAAGGGGCUGCUAACCAGGAACUGAUGUGGUUUAAGAAGUCUCCAAUUAUGUUGUUUCUUCCCCCCAACCUUCCCAGUGUUACGCUCAGGACAGGGCUUUCGCAGAGAUCACACAGUGGGUUUUUAGGGUUCAGAAGUUCUCUGACAAAAAUAACAUAUCAUUCUGUACUCAAGAGGAUGUUUUGUCUUUUGUACUGCACAUUUUUUCCAACUGAAUCACAAUGUAUAUAAUCAUAAGCAGGCUGUCAUUUUUCUUGUAUAUAAAUAAUGUAAAUACAACAAAAUUAAUGGCUAAAUUCUCUCCCAGUAAAAUGCCUUAGAGCAUGAUCGAAAUAACCGCAGAGGUUUGUCCCACUGUGCUCUUAAGGAACAUAAAGUCAGAUUCGUCAUUCACAACAGCAGCCGUACAUUUCUUUGUAAGUCAGCCCUAAACAUGCCAGGAACAAAAAAAGAGCCGAGCUGUUUGUAUCAUAACCUCACUGAAGAUGCAGAUACUUAGAGCUCAUCAGCUCCAAAAUUUAAAUGAAGUUACAGUAUUGAUCCUGUGUCAUUGAAUGCAGGAUUCCAAGGAACAGUCUUUUGAGUUCUGUAGCGUUUAAUAUUAUCAAGGGGACACUAGCUGCAAAUGAAAUGAAAUAUGCAUGGUAAGAUGCCAGUCGUUCCCUACCAUCUGUUUCCAUGUUUUUACUUUACCUCAGAUAUGAAACAGAAUUAAGGGAGGCCUGUUUCCAGGGAACACCCUACUGUUGCUUGUCGAAUCAAUAUUGCAGCUACCCAUUCACAUUCAGCAUUGGGUUCUUUAGAGGGAGCAGAAAAUAUGUGGUCGUGGGAAGCUGCCACUGAUGACAAAAAAAAAGAAGAAAAUAUCAUUUGAGUCAUGGAGCGGGGGGUGCUGACAGCUUUAUCCUUUCCUGUCCUCAAUCAUGAGGGACUUAAGAGUUGAUUAACUAUACCUUUACCAGCAUUAAAGACAUCAUAGUAAUGGAGAAAACUUUGAAUAGGCUAUGGAAAUGCAGUUAAGGCCCUAAAGGACAACUGUAUGAUAUUUCUCCACACAGGUUCCCCACUGACAACUGGGGCAGUACCUGGGUCAGGGAGGAGCUCAGGUUUGGCACCUGCCCCUAUGCAGAGAAGUGCCAGGCCUCCCCUUUGUUGUGGAGGGAAUGAGACUGGUUUGCAUAACAACACAGGAGACAAACUCCAGAACUUAAAAAAAAAAGAAGUAUGAAAUCCACUCGUUUGACUUCGUGUGUGCUCAGACCUAAAGAAGACAUAAACUCAUGAAUUGCACUUUUUUUCCCCCCCAUUAACUGUUAGGAGGUAGGGAGAUUUGAAAGUUCCCAUCACAUUUACUAAUGCUUCUCUACGCCAGUUUGCAGAAGCCCUGUUGCUUACUGGCUUGGUUGAUGGGAGUGCCAGCAUGUACGAUGGUUUGCUGUAUUUGAUGAGAGCCAAAAAACAUAGAAUUUGUUCCUCAGCCCAAGCUGGUUGGUCAAGCACUCCUUACACUGUUUUUUUUUUCAAGUAUCUUAAAUAAAAUUUGAAGGUGUUUUGCUACACUUAUUUUUAAGGAAUAAUUCCCAAACUUUAAAAAGUGCACUUUACAAAUAAUUAGGGCUCUAAAAAUCUGCUGCUGUAGAAAAAUGUGCCUAUGGAGCAUUCCUACAGAGAGCUAACACACCCAGCAUAAACUCUCGGCAAUUAAUUAUGUGCCAGAGCUAAGAACAUAACCAGCUUUUCACUCUUGUUCAGCUUUAAUUAGAGUUGGAUAAAAAACAGGAACAUCGUGACAAAAAAGGGACACAUUUUCCAUCCAAAAUACUCUUAAUUUCAAAAAUGUUUGAUCAUCUGUAGCAUUGGCUACAAUACAAGUGCUGUAUAUCCUCCUUUUGUGUCAGCAUUCAUUACAGAAAGAAGUGGUAAUUAGACUGGUCCUGUGAGCAACAGUUGCCUAUCUCAGACUGUGUGUGACAGGCUGAGCUGUACGUUUGGAAGUGAGAAGGGAGAAAUCGAGACUCAUCAAAUAAAACCUAACCUUAUUUCCCUUUUCUUCUAGCUAACAAGUCCAUCCAUUUUUUCAGCGUCUCUACAUUGAGCUCAUGGUCAUUUAUUUCAUGUGUCACUUUAUUUUAAUCCCAGAAUUAUAACUUGAUUCUCAAGUCCUUGUCCAGAAAAAGAGAGAUCGCCCUGAAGCUGGGUGUUGGUAGAGCAAACCUGUGACAGCAUCCCUCCUGCUGGGAGCUCUGCCUGAGCCGGGAACAAAUCAGCCUGGCAGGAUGAACCCUUCUAUAAUUUUGUACUUGGCAGCACAUCACUUGUAAGUGCAUCAACAUGUCUCACUAUGAAUCACUGUAACAAACUUGCUUCUGUUUUACACAAGGUAACGCAUGCUGUAGUCCAUAUGCUAAAUAAAUCCAGAUACACGUCUUAA
Molecule: messenger RNA, 5833 nt
Organism: Lagopus leucura (white-tailed ptarmigan)
Lineage: Eukaryota; Metazoa; Chordata; Aves; Galliformes; Phasianidae
Gene: KCNG1
Product: potassium voltage-gated channel modifier subfamily G member 1
Exons: 4
Coding region: 1761-3296 (511 amino acids)
Biological process (GO): potassium ion transmembrane transport; protein homooligomerization; regulation of delayed rectifier potassium channel activity
Cellular component (GO): voltage-gated potassium channel complex; membrane
Molecular function (GO): delayed rectifier potassium channel activity
Source: RefSeq, a predicted model, not a curated record